Sinocyclocheilus rhinocerous is the source of this 511-nucleotide messenger RNA. RefSeq names its product G2/M phase-specific E3 ubiquitin-protein ligase-like. Gene Ontology annotation, molecular function: ubiquitin-protein transferase activity. Lineage: Eukaryota; Metazoa; Chordata; Actinopteri; Cypriniformes; Cyprinidae. The record is from RefSeq and is a predicted model, not a curated record. The transcript is spliced from 2 exons. Bases 6 to 485 code for a protein of 159 amino acids.
CCAGCAUGAUACAGCAAUUCAUUGCCGGAAUGAAUGCUUGUGGCCAGAUGUGGCAAGUUGUCCAGAGAAACUGGGAAACCUUUGCACCACUAUUCACACAUACAACUAAAAAGCUGUCACGGAAUGAUAUUCGAGGACUCUUCGACAUUAAAUGGAGUCCACAAGGCAGCAACAAAAGAGAUCAGGAGGAGGACACCAUCUUCCUUUGGGAGUGGUGGUUGAUGUCAAUUGAAAAUAACGAGCUAGAUGUUACUUUGGAGGACAUACUCAUUUUUGUAACCGGAGCAGAUUCUGUACCCACACUGGGUUUUCCACACAACUGUGAAAUUCAGUUUUAUGACCAAGAACCUGAAAGCCAGCGAGUUCCAUACUCUUCCACCUGUGCCCUCAUUUUGUACCUGCCAAGAAGCAUUACAGAAGAGGUGGUGUUUAAGGACUUCAUGCAGAUGGCCAUUAAGGGUUCUGUGGGCUUCGGAAAGGUCUAAUUGGCAUGUCCUUGUCCCUUUCAUGU